Carlito syrichta (Philippine tarsier) is the source of this 1182-nucleotide messenger RNA. RefSeq names its product T-cell surface glycoprotein CD1e, membrane-associated-like. Gene Ontology annotation, biological process: antigen processing and presentation, exogenous lipid antigen via MHC class Ib; positive regulation of T cell mediated cytotoxicity; antigen processing and presentation, endogenous lipid antigen via MHC class Ib. Gene Ontology annotation, cellular component: external side of plasma membrane. The coding region runs from base 1 to 1182 and encodes 393 amino acids. The transcript is spliced from 6 exons. NCBI's taxonomy places the organism in Eukaryota, Metazoa, Chordata, Mammalia, Primates, Tarsiidae. The record is from RefSeq and is a predicted model, not a curated record. Gene Ontology annotation, molecular function: endogenous lipid antigen binding; lipopeptide binding; exogenous lipid antigen binding.
AUGCUGCUCCUGUUCCUCCUCCUCUUCCAGGGCGUUUGUGGCCCUGAGGAAAGCACGGCAGCCCCUCAGGCUCUGGGAUCCCACCACCCAGCAGAAGAACCUCUUUCCUUCCGCAUGCUCCAGAUCUCCUCCUUUGCCAACCACAGCUGGGUGAAGAACCGGGGCUCAGGCUGGCUGGGCGAGCUGCAGACUCAUGGCUGGGACAGUGUCUUGGGCACCAUCCGCUUUCUGAGGUCCUGGUCCCAGGGAGACUUCAGCAAGGAGGAGCUAAAGCGCUUCCAGAGAUUGUUCCAGUUCUAUUUCUAUGGCUUUACUAGUGUAGUGCAGGCCUUUGCCAGUCAAUUUCAGUUUGAAUACCCCUUUGAGCUCCAGAUAUCGGCUGGCUGUAGAAUGCAUGCUGGGGAGGCCUCAAAUAUGUUCAUAAAUGGGGCAUAUCAAGGAUUGGAUUUCCUGAGUUUCCAAGGAAGUUCCUGGGAGCCAGCUCCAGGAGCAGGGAGCUGGGCCCAGAACGUCUGUAAGGUGCUCAAUCAAUACCGAGAUGUUAAAGAAAUAGUGUGGGUCCUCCUUGGUCACACCUGCCCUCGAUUUCUGGCAGGCCUCCUUGAAGCAGGGAAGUCAGACCUGGAACGACAAGUGAAGCCCGAGGCCUGGCUGUCCAGUGGCUCCAGUCGCGGGCCUGGGCGUCUGCUGCUGGUGUGCCACGUCUCAGGAUUCUACCCAAAGUCCGUGUGGGUGAUGUGGAUGCGGGGUGAGCAGGAGCAACGAGGCACUCAGCGAGGGGAUGUCCUGCCCAACGCUGAUGGGACAUGGUAUCUCCAAGCAACCCUGAAUGUGGCGGUUGGAGAGGCGGCUGGCUUGUCCUGUCGGGUGAAGCACAGCAGUCUCAGAGGUCACGAUAUAAUCAUCCCCUGGGGUGGAUACUCCAUCCUUCUGAUCUUGAUCUAUUUGACUGUUGCUAUUACCCUGGUCAUGUUGGUUAUAAUUGGCACAUGGUUUAAAAUACCGAGCUCAACUCAGAACAUUCCCUCCCCCUAUGAACCCAGCCCUGCCGUUUCCAUGGAAGCCAAGACCCAGGAUACUAGGAGUUCAGGACACGAGCUCUGCCUGGCAGAAGAAUCAUGGCUCAAAAAGAGAUUUUUGAAGAAGUGUAAGAUAGGCCUAAAGCAACUUUGGUGUCAUUAG